AUGGAAAACCAUUUUAGUUUUGAGGGCUGUGACACGUCCUCUGAAGACAUCGAGUCAGCGUUCCGCUCCCCACCAAGGCUGAGCGGCAUCUAUGACACUGAGGCCAGGAGGCAGGAAGAUGCAGAGGAGAAUGAGCCCAAUGUUGGAGCCAUCGUCCUCCCCAUAGACUCAGAGGCUUAUCUGAACCUGAAUACAAAUGCCACCACAAGAGGCGAUGCUCAAGCAUAUGUGGAGCUGAAUGAGCUCCAGGGCAGCACCUGGCAGGAGACUGGACGCUGGGUGGGCUACGAAGAGAACUUAAACCCCGCCACUGGAAAAUGGAGUUCUUCUCAUGUCUCCCAUCUCUCCUUCAAGAGCUUGAUCCAGCUCAGAAAGACCAUGAGCACAGGUGCUGUCAUCCUCGACCUGAACGCCAGCAGUCUGUCUUCUGUGGCUGAGAAGGUGGUGGAUGAGCUGCUGAACAAGAAUGAGAUUCGUGCCAGUGAUCGUGACGGCCUGCUGAGAGCUCUCCUCAUGAGACGCAGUCAGUCUGCAGCACCUGUGGUUACUCCAUCUGGAGACAUUGAGAUGCAGUCUUUUUCAGUGACAAAGAAGAGAGACACUUCUGACAACAUGGAGGCCUCAAUUGUCCUCUCAGGUGUCGUGGACAUCCUGCAGAAACCAGUAGUGGGUUUUGUGAGGCUCAGGGAUUCUGUGGUCAUGGACUCCUCCCUGGAGUCUCCUGUCCCGGUUCGCUUCGUCUUUGUGCUGGUGGGCCCCAGCGAUUGUGGAAUAGACUACAGCGAAAGUGGCCGCUCCAUGGGGGCUCUGAUGGCAGACUGGGUGUUCUGUCUGGAGGCCUUCUUGGCUGAGACUGACAAAGAUCUGACCAACGCCAUUGCUGACUUCAUGGACUGCAGCAUUGUGAUUCCUCCCACUGAGAUCCAAGAUAAGGAUAUGCUGGUGCCAAUCAUCGAUUACCAGAAGAAGAUGCUGUGUGACAGACUGCGUCCCACCGACACUCGUCUUGCCUUUGGUGAAAGAGUCAAAGUUGAGAAAGCUCCAGAGGAGCCCCGGGAGGACCCUCUGGCCCGUACAGGCUAUCCUUUCGGAGGGAUGGUGAACGACCUGAAGCGGCGUUACCGCCACUACAUCAGUGACUACACAGACGCUCUGAACCCUCAGGUCCUCGCCGCCGUCAUCUUCAUCUACUUCGCUGCCCUGUCCCCUGCCAUCACUUUCGGAGGGCUUCUGGCUGACAAAACUGAACAAUUGAUGGGCGUGUCAGAGCUAAUGGUCUCCACCAGCAUCCAGGGUAUCAUCUUCUGUAUCAUCGCCGCCCAGCCUGUCCUCGUCAUCGGCUUCUCGGGACCACUGCUGGUGUUCGAGGAAGCUUUUUACGCUUUCUGCAAGUCCCAGGACAUUGAGUACAUUGUGGGCCGUAUCUGGGUAGGCAUGUGGCUCAUACUGAUCGUGAUCAUCAUUGUGGCUGUGGAAGGCAGCUUCCUGGUCAAAUUCAUCUCCCGCUUCACUCAGGAAAUCUUCUCCAUCCUCAUCUCUCUCAUCUUCAUCUACGAGACUUUCAAUAAGCUCAUCAAGAUCUUCAAAGCCCACCCUCUGGUUCUGAACUAUAAACAUCUGAACGAGACAUUGGAUAACCCUUUCCACAUAGUCGUGGUCGAUCACCAUGACAACGUAACCAAAGAUGAGAAGGAGAUUGAAAGGGCCUACCCCAACACUGCCCUGCUUUCUAUGUGCCUUAUGUUAGGUUGCUUCUUCAUUGCGUACUUCCUCCGCCAUUUCAAGAAUGGUCAUUACUUCCCUGGCCCAAUCCGUCGUUUGAUUGGAGAUUUCGGUGUCCCCAUUGCUAUUUUCUUCAUGAUUGCUAUCGAUAUCAACAUUGCGGAUGCUUACACUCAGAAACUGGUUGUGCCAAAAGGCAUUGAGGUGACCAACCCCAAAGUCAGAGGCUGGUUUAUCAACCCCAUGGGAGAAAAGAAGUCCUUCCCCAUCUGGAUGAUGGGUGCCUGCUGUGUACCAGCAGUGCUCGUCUUCAUCCUCAUCUUCCUGGAGUCCCAGAUUACAACGCUGAUUGUGAGCAAACCUGAAAGGAAGAUGGUGAAAGGGUCUGGUUUUCAUUUUGAUCUGCUGCUCCUGGUCAUCAUGGGGGGCAUCGCCUCUAUUUUCGGGGUGCCCUGGCUGAGCGCUGCUACUGUGCGAUCAGUCACCCACGCCAACGCUCUCACUGUCAUGAGCAAGGGUCCCAAACCAGAGAUCGAGAAGGUGAUUGAGCAGAGGAUCAGUGGAAUCCUUGUGGCCAUUAUGGUUGGUGCUUCUAUUUUCAUGGAACCUAUUCUGAAGAUGAUUCCCAUGACCGCCUUGUUCGGAAUCUUCCUCUACAUGGGUGUCACCUCUCUGAGUGGAAUCCAGAUGUGGGACAGGAUGCUUCUGCUGAUCACACCAAAGAAAUACCAUCCCGCUGAAGCCUACGCCACCAGGGUGAAAACAAUGAAGAUGCAUCUCUUCACUGCCGUCCAGCUCUUGUGCCUGGGUUUGCUGUGGGUGGUGAAGAUGAGUGCCUUUUCUCUGGCGCUGCCUUUUGUUCUCAUCCUCACCAUCCCUCUGCGCAUGGUCAUGACCGGCACAAUCUUCACUCCCCUGGAGAUGAAAUGUCUGGACGCAGAUGAUGCCAAAGUGACGUUUGAGGAGGAACCUGGGGUAGAUGUGUACGAUGAGUGCCCACUGCCAUAAACAGUAUCAUUAAUGUUUCACAAACUUUUAAAUGAAAUCAAUUGUCAACUACAGGUAAUUUUGUGAACAUUAAACAUAGGGUGUCUUUAAAAAUAUGUAAUUGUAAACAUAUACAGUUUAAAACUUCUGUUAUUAUUAUUUAUCUUUAAAGAAAUGUACCUCUUAUUUCUAGAAUUCAUACACUUAUAUACUUAACUUAUAUAUUGAGUUAUGUUUUUGUUUGAAUUGAUACACUUGACUUAUUUACAUGCAAGAUUUGUUUUCCUUGAGACGUGAGGUAAAACUAUUUAGAAUAUUCUUUCUUUCUUUAAAUGCAUUACAACAGUAUAGCUUUAAAGUGAAUCCCAUUGCUGUCACAUAUAGAUCUGCCCAUAUUAUGAUAAAAUGAUUCCACCUCACUUUAUGUUUGCUAUUUAAUUUUUAACAUUUUGCCCUUUACAUGUGCUCAAAUAAUACAUUUUCAGGGCAUUUUCACACCAGCCUUUUCCCCAUACAAUAACCUUUAUUAAUUCUCAAUUAUAUGUUUUGAGUUGUGUUAUGAGUUUUCACUAUUUGAUGUGUGUAUAGAAAGAUGUGUAAUGCACUUAUAUCUGAUUUUAAGUGUGUGAUUGCUUAGAUAGUGGAUGAGAUCAAUUGUGUGCGCCAAUUGUUAUACUGGUGAUAUAAUCAGGGAGAAAUGUAUUUGUAAAUGUACCUUAUAAUGCCCGUUCAUGUGUGUGUGUGCCUGAAACACUGUACAUGCUUGAUUGGAUUGUAUGAAUUCUCAUUACAAAUAAAAACAUCCUUUAAAGUC
Molecule: messenger RNA, 3523 nt
Organism: Trematomus bernacchii (emerald rockcod)
Lineage: Eukaryota; Metazoa; Chordata; Actinopteri; Perciformes; Nototheniidae
Gene: slc4a1a
Product: solute carrier family 4 member 1a (Diego blood group)
Exons: 20
Coding region: 1-2730 (909 amino acids)
Biological process (GO): transmembrane transport; bicarbonate transport; monoatomic anion transport
Cellular component (GO): basolateral plasma membrane; plasma membrane
Molecular function (GO): solute:inorganic anion antiporter activity; bicarbonate transmembrane transporter activity; monoatomic anion transmembrane transporter activity
Source: RefSeq, a predicted model, not a curated record